Molecule: messenger RNA, 3227 nt
Organism: Bactrocera latifrons
Lineage: Eukaryota; Metazoa; Arthropoda; Insecta; Diptera; Tephritidae
Product: sodium-coupled monocarboxylate transporter 1
Exons: 7
Coding region: 618-2726 (702 amino acids)
Biological process (GO): sodium ion transport; transmembrane transport
Cellular component (GO): membrane
Molecular function (GO): symporter activity
Source: RefSeq, a predicted model, not a curated record
GCGAUCAAUCGUAAAAAAAAGCGCAAAACAGUGAGAGUGUGAUACAAAUUGAAAUAUACCUUAUUAGAAGGAUAUCAAAGUGAAGUUUAUGAAAAUAUUAAGAGGCUAAUAUAGGUUAAGCCCGAUAACUAUUAUGGACAGUUAAAAUUUCGAAUUCGAAAAAUUUGAAUGUUGUUGAAAAGUGUUGAAAAAUAUAUUGCUUUCAAAUAAUUUGCGAUCAUCCUUUAUAUGUUGUAGUUGCAAGAACAUUAUAUAGUGUUAAGUGCUCAAAGGCCUCACGUUAAUGAAAUACAAAAAUAAUCGCGGCACAAUACUGCAGCUACAAUUUAGAACUUUUCUCAAACGGAAAUUUUAGUGAAAAUUGUUUUAUAUGAAGUAUUGUUUUUAAAGAUUGUUAACUAAUUGUAAACUCAUCAUAAAUUUACAACGGAGAUGUAAAUAACUCGCCCCCGCCAAUAAAAAAAAUUAAUUGAAAGCGAAUAGUUUCCCGAAAAAAAGCGAAAUACGCACUAUCAUACGAACAUACAUACACCACAAGUGUUAUAAAACUAUAUUCACACUACGCACGAACAAGUUCCUGAUAUUAAAAAAAAGCAAAAAUCCAAAAAAAUUUCAAAAUGUCUCCACUAAUGGCCACUUUGCUGAAACUCUUGUUCCUUUGCGCUUUAGCGCACAGCAGCAACUCGUUGGCAGUGCCAGAUAAUAAUGCUCAAAGGUAUCAACAAGCACCUGCGAUCAGUUCCACCGUCGCUGAGAAAGUAGUAAAACCAUCUCCACCAUAUUUACUGGUGCGUGGCGAUUCCACAUUUGCGCCGUCAGACGACGCGCUCUCCGCUUUGGAUGCAAUAGCCUCGGCGGAAAGGCACAACUUCGAUGCGGCCGCGCAAAUGUUGUUAGCAAUGUACAAGGAGCAAAUAAGUGGGACCGAGAGCGUUGACGGAAUGGAGCAAUGCAACGAUCCCUCACAUAAAGCGGCUUUCUCCGGUUACGAUUACACAAUACUGCUCUCUAUGUUGAUUAUAUCAUUGGGUAUUGGCGUUUUUUACGGCUUUUUCCACAAGUCGGGAAGCUCUUCAGAGGACUUUUUACUCGGCUCCGGUAUGUCUAUCUUUCCGGUUACCCUAAGUUUGACUACAAGUUUUAUCACGGCCAUCGAAUUGUUGGGCAACCCAUCGGAGAUGUACCUACAGGGCACGCAAUUUGUGUUGAUUGUUAUUCCAAUGAUUAUGGUCAUACCGGUUGCUGUUAAGAUAUUCUAUCCCAUAUAUUUCAAAAUGGAACUGACGAGCUGUUAUGAAUAUCUUGGCAUACGUUUUGGAAAGGAGAUACGUAUUUUGGGAGCCGUUUUGUAUGUCAUACAGAUGUGUUUCUACACCGCCGUAGCAGUGCUGGCACCAGCGAUCGCACUCUCUAAAGCCACCGGCUUAAACACAAAAGUUGCUGUGAUUCUCAUUUAUUUAGUCUGUGUGUUCUACUCCUCUCAGGGCGGCAUGAAGGCGGUAGUAAUUGCCGAUACUUUUCAGGCUGCUGUUUUGGCUGUUUCCUUGGUGCUAGUCAUUGCUUUAGGUAGUUAUUAUAGCGGUAAUGCUAUUGAGAUCUUCAACACGGCAGCCGAUCGUCAUCGCCUGGAGUUCUUCAACUUUGAUUUCGAUCCGACGACGCGUCAUACGGUUUGGUCCGUGGUUAUCGGUGGUUUCUUCUAUUGGACAUCCUUAUUCUGCACCAAUCAGGCUUCGGUGCAAAAGUGUAUGUCGUUGAAAUCGCUAAAGUUAGCGAAAGUGGCAUUGGGUUUUGCUAUACUUGGACUCGUUAUUGUUUUUCUAAUGAACUUCUACACCGGUCUGAUGAUCUUCAACCAUUACGCUGAUUGUGAUCCACUAAACGCUGGCCGUAUCACCGCUUCCGAUCAACUAUUGCCCUACUAUAUCAUUAGCACCUACGAACAUAUCUACACGAUUGCUGGAAUUUUUGUGGCGGGCAUCUUUGCCGCCAGCUUGGGUACCGUGGCGUCCGCAUUGAAUUCGCUCUCUGCCGUGACGUGCGAAGAUCUCCUCGUAAAUGGCAUGAAUAUCAAAAUCACACCGGACAAGGGUGCACUCUACGCCAAAUGGAUGUCCCUGGGUUAUGGCAUAGUUUCCUUCGGUUUGGUUUUCAUCGUAGAGAAGUUGGGUGGUGUGCUGCAGGCGACGCUAACUUUGAACGGCCUUAUCGGUGGCGUCACUUUGGGUCUCUUUGUUCUCGGCAUUGCUUUUAAGCGCGCCAACACACGGGGUGCUUUCUAUGGUGGCUUGCUCUCGUUGGCCAUCGUCAUUUUCAUUGGUGUGAUGGCGCAAAUUGUCAACGUGGAUCCGAUAGAACUACCCUUAUCGGUCGCGCAUUGCGACUGCCAAGUGAAUGCCACGUCUGUGGUCUUGCCGACAACUGUGGAGGCGGUGCCACUAACCGGAUUUAGCUCUUGGCCUAUCUUUAAGCUGAGCUACAUGUGGUACUCGAUGAUAGGGACUUUGCUCACAAUAUUUCUGGGUUUGCUCAUCUCGCUUAUUGUUGCUGCUGUGCAACGGCAUAAUGUGUUGAAGAUAAGCUCUACGCGUGAGGAGCCAGUUUGCAGUAAACCAGAGAACCCACCACAAUUCAGCACGGAGAUCAAAGUGAUCGCCAAGUCGGAGCCAACAGCCAUCGAGAAGCUGGGACAUGUAAAUUUGGCCAUACGUUUGGACGACGAAUGAGCGAAGUAAACAAAAAACCCGGUUUUUCGGGAACUACGACCUAGAGGCUUAUGUUACUUGGCAACCUUACAAUUUGACAAAAGAUUUGUGCACCGUACGUUACAACAACGUUGCAUUAUGUACAAAUUAUUCUGAACAGACUUACCACAUUGCAACUAAGUACUUGUUAUUAAUUAAUAAUAAUCUAUGUAUUCUUCAGUUUUUAAAUGAUUACAAUGCAAAAUGUAACAGUUAAAUAUAAUACAACCAGUCAUUAAUUUAGUAUAAUGGAAGUAUAUCCAUAUUUAUAUAUAUAUAUAUAUAUAUAAGUACGUAGAGAAGUAGUAUUUAGAAAUUAGUGUGAGUCCAAAAACAAAACGAAUUAAGAAAAAAGUGAUAAAUGUAAUUGAAAGUUGCACAAAACAAAGAAUUGGUUGAAGUACAAAGUAAUUAUUAAUUUUUAUAGUAUUCUUGCAAAUAGAUUUCAAUAUACAUAUGUAUGCUAUAUUGUAUUUGUUUUCU